This is a messenger RNA of Linum trigynum, 1284 nucleotides long. Lineage: Eukaryota; Viridiplantae; Streptophyta; Magnoliopsida; Malpighiales; Linaceae. The record is from the annotation of a GenBank genome assembly.
AAUGAUUUCCCUAUAUUUCCCUCCACUUUUCGUUGCUUUCUACAUGCCUCUACUUAAUUUCUGUUCACUAAUAUAUAACAAGUGUGGUCAGUGUUUGGUGGAGAUGAAGAUAUACACCCAGAAAUUGUUUCAGCUCUGUUUUUGGCACCUUGGCUGAUUUUGGGGGUGCUUGGGGAUACUUGGUCUGUUAUUGCAUUCAUGAGAACGAUCAACCUUGAGUCGAAGCUGGGAACUGGUGCUUGUUAUGCGAUUGCUCUUGCAGUUGAACUCGUCAGUCUUUUUUCAUUCAUACCUUGGUGUUUCCCACAUGAGCUGCCUCGCCUGGGAUCUGCUCGGAAAAUCAUCCUGGAGAUGGUUGUUCUACAAGCUGCAAUGCUUGCUAAGCAUUUCCCUCAGCCUCAUCAAGACCAUUCUUUGGUGUAUCAGUUAUUGGUAGCACUGACGAUAUUGGUCUGCGUUCGAACAAAACACGGAUUCGUUUUCAUGGAUGUCUAUUUCGGAGAUGUCUUCUGGGCGAUCGUGGCGGAGAGUUUGAUUUAUUGGACACCGCUUUGGGGCUCGGUUCUCUUCUAUCUAUGUUUUGUAGGCUACAUAUUCUGGACUUCCGGCGAGAAUAAUGCAACCGGCUGUGACGGUCAAUCGUCUGCUGAUCAAGUACCUAUUCCUAAAGCAAUUGAAGAAAAUCUGGCAACACAAGAAGUCUCUUCAAAACAGGAGGAGGAGGAUGUUCAACUAGUGCAACAAAAGGAAUCCGAACAAAUUACCGUAACGAUAGUGACACCAAAUAGUUAGGCUAGCGACAAUUUAGAUUAUAUAGAAAGAUGAUUGACAUUAUAUUUAUUUUUCAUAAAAUAUUCUACUCUUUAGAUAUCUAUUGAUUUUAUUUAUACUUAUUACUUAUAUAAGGGGUCUUUUCUUAUUAACAUGGGGUCUCUUCGUGUAUUUCAUUGAUGCUAUAUUUUCUUCCCUUUUUGAGAUAUCUUAGUAACUGUGAUGGCCUAACAAGCCACGGUAUACCAGCUUGUGAUGUUUGAUGUUUACAACAAUACUAGCUUGGAACCGUGCUUUGCCACGGGUUGGUCAACUGUUGCGUUAUAGUAGUUUUACGUUCAGAUUUGAUUCUUUGUGGUGGUAUAAAUGUGAUGACGGUUGCUUAUUGUUGAUUCUUUAUUGAUACGUGUAUAUACCCGGUAAUUUCAUGUAUACUAUCGAAAAGUUUUUAUUAGUAAGUAGAAAAAACUUCUACUUUUGAAUUUUGAAUUGGAAUGAACACUGAAUCGGAAA